GAACGUAACACUAUUUUUUUGUCCGAGCCAAAUAUCCCUAUAAAAAAAACGUACUAUGUCAGAUAUUGAAGAUAUACCUGCCUCCACUUCCUCCACAAGCGCUACUGGAAAUGAGACGCUCACAUUGACGGAUGAAAUAAAAAAAUAUGACACAGAAGCUCUUAUCUCAUCCUUCCACCUGGCUUCGGAGAAAAUAAUUAUUAAGAGUAUCCGGGUGGAUCCGUUAGGAUAUCCGGAUAAUCUUCAAUCCGUCACUACGGAUAUCCGGAUUGUAUUUUUAUUAGACGGAUCGGAUUGUCGGACUGUGGAAAUUGACGAUGAAGACGAGGAACAAGGCUGUGCGUUGCGAGUAUAUUUCCCCAAUAUUAUACGCAUCCAUCUACAUCGCCAAAAGAAAGGAAUUACCAUGGACCCCCAGUUCGAAGUUUUAGGCGAAGAAGCAUCAGGCCGAGUCGAUUACGCAAUCAAGAAAAUAAUAGACGCCGUUAAUGAGGAGUUGAUAGCCAUAACCGAGGGAAAACAAAAGGAUUGGUAG
Messenger RNA from Rhizophagus irregularis DAOM 181602=DAOM 197198, 535 nucleotides. NCBI's taxonomy places the organism in Eukaryota, Fungi, Glomeromycota, Glomeromycetes, Glomerales, Glomeraceae. The record is from RefSeq and is a predicted model, not a curated record.